UGACACCCUUGGUACUUGGAAAAAACACUGCUAAGGAUGGUUUCCUAGUCUUAGUUGUGAGACUGCUGCAGACGAGAAAGAUAACUGAGACCAAAACGAAGGCAGUGAAAGCAAACAAGUCAUGGAUACAAAGAUUUGGUGAACUUCUUGGGGUUUCCAAUGCUUACACGGAGCAGUUUGGCGAGCCUGGUCUGUGGAUGGGGAACCAUUCCCAGUAGGACUGCAUGAGGAGGCGAUGAUGAAGAGUAACAGCAAUCACAGUCAUCCCAAAACCCAUCACACGCCGCACGGGAAAACAUGUAGAAACUGGCAGUCUCUUUUGCUAUUCCGAUUCUCCUUGAGAAACUAUGGUUUCUGCAUGGGCACGCUUCUUAUCUUCUCUUUGGGCUCUCUUUUCUACCAGUUGAAUGGCGGCCCCCCAAACUUUCUGGUGGCACUUCGGCAGUAUCUGGGAAAUUCUACUUAUCUUGAUGACCAUGGAGGACUGUCUCCUAAAGCUUUGCCAUUCCCAAGUCAAGUAGUUUACAAUCGAGUUGGAAAGUGUGGAAGUCGUACUAUUGUCCUGCUCUUGAGGAUGCUUUCAGAGAGACACGGGUUUAAUUUCGCAGCUUCAGAUAUCCACAACAAAACCAGAUUAACAAAAUAUGAACAGGAAACUUUGAUUAGAAAUAUCAGCACAACAGAACAACCAUAUCUCUUCACACGACAUGUUCACUUCCUAAACUUCUCAAGGUUUGGACUGGAACAGCCUACUUAUAUCAACAUGAUUAGAGAUCCUGUCAACCGAUUUCUAUCCAACUAUUUCUUUCGACGAUUUGGGGACUGGAGAAGUGAGCAAAAUCACAUGGUCCGUACUCCAGGCAUGAAAGAUGAAGAAAGAUAUCUUGACAUUAAUGAGUGUAUCCUUGAAAACUACCCUGAAUGUUCUAAUCCCAGGCUGUUCUAUAUCAUCCCCUAUUUCUGCGGGCAGCAUCCUAAGUGCAGGGAACCAGGGGAGUGGGCACUUGAAAGAGCUAAGCAGAACUUGAAUGAAUACUUCCUUCUUGUUGGAAUCCUGGAGGAGUUGGAGGAUGUACUGCUGUUACUCGAACGACUCUUACCUCAUUAUUUCACAGGGGCAUUUGACAUCUAUAAAAGUCCAGACUACCGAAAACAGGGAAACUUAACUGGGACUGUAAAGAAACAGAUUCCUUCUCCUGAAGCGGUUGAGGUCCUUUAUCAGCGAAUGAAAUAUGAGUAUGACUUUUACUAUCAUGUCAGGGACCAGUUUCACUUGUUUAAAAGGAAGCUUGGCCUAAAGUCUCAAAUUGUAGCUUCUCCAAGGCCAGAAUUUCUGGUGUCCUCUCAUGCUGAGACAGAAGAGCCCACCAUAGAGGAAGAGGACAAUGAUGAGAACUGGCUGGAAGAUUUCAAUACAAGGUGAUGGACGGCACCUCAGGCUAAGGACAUCUGAGCAGACUUAAACUAAUUUAAAAAAGUGAGACUUAAUUAAUGCUUAUUGGCAUUAAAUAAACAUUCCCACAUGUUGGGGUACAUGGGAGAUACUCGGUUUUGCGGGUUUUUAAAUAGUCCCCCUUUACUGCAUAACAUCAUUUCUAGGAUGUGACAAACAAGAAAUCUUUGCAUGGGACACUAUAAAGGUCACAUUUACUCCUUCCUGCAGCAUCUGGUCUCUGCAGGAUUCAGUGUAAUUCCUGUAUGUCUCAUAUCCUCUUUUUCUCUCUCGGUUAUGGGUCUUGGGUUGUUCAUAGUUAUAAAACACAUCAAAGGUUUUAAAAAUGUAUUACCUAAAAUGUGAUGUUACUGUGUGCAAAUCCUGCAACAAGGAGCUGGACUAAGGGACAAAGGUUGCAGUAAUCAGUUUGAUUUAUAAAAAGGAAGGCACACUGGUGCCACAGUUAGUGUUACUGCCUGAUAUUGAUUGGGUCUUCAGUUCAGUUUCUGAUGCAGUGCUCUCUUUGCAGAGUUGUGUCUCCAUUUGUCCAUAUGGCUUUUGCAAAGUGUUGUGAUUUCCUCCUACAUCUGCAAAUUACCAGAGGUGUGCAUGCAAUGGAUGAGUUAAUGUGUAUGAGUGAGUGUAUGUGUGCGUCUGUGUGUCUGACCCACAGUACACUGCUGUCCUGUCUGAUAUAUAAGUGUGUGUGUGUGUGUG
Molecule: messenger RNA, 2152 nt
Organism: Protopterus annectens (West African lungfish)
Lineage: Eukaryota; Metazoa; Chordata; Ceratodontiformes; Protopteridae
Gene: UST
Product: uronyl 2-sulfotransferase
Exons: 8
Coding region: 236-1423 (395 amino acids)
Cellular component (GO): membrane
Molecular function (GO): sulfotransferase activity
Source: RefSeq, a predicted model, not a curated record